AUGACCGGUCCGGACAUGCAAGACAGAACCGGGACAUGCGAGCACCGCUCAGGCACCAAGCACCGUAAAGCGGAGAAGAGUUCACAGACACGGACGAACAGUUUAACAUACGCACACGCAAAGGCCCACACACAGAGCUCUGCAUACACACGCACACAAGUCUUUGGCACACAAGCGGAGGCACCAGCGGCUGUUGUGAGAGAUACGAACGCACUACCGGACUGCCCAUUCACACUAACUGAGUUACUGACAGCGCAUGUUGAACAAGUGCAGGUGACGAAAUUCAUCCAUGCAGUGAUCAGUCGAGUGGUUCCUGAGCAGUUCUACGGAUCUCGACACAACAAACGACUCAUCUUUGACGGCAUUGGACAGUUCUGUCGGCUGCGGCGGUUUGAGACUGUGGCUGUCCACAAUGUACUACACGAUUCAAGACAUGCGCUGGAUGUGCAGUCCCAAUAUGACAGGUUCAGGUUCCAUCAGGACUUAUGGUACGAACCCUGCGAAGGGCCACGAAGGUAUGAGACGCUCGAAUACACACGGUACAGAAGACCUUCCACAGGGGAGGGACAGAAUCGUCCCAAAACACAGAGCCAUGAGACACGGAGAAGGAUGGUGGGUCAGUUCCUGGUGUUUCUCUACGAAUGUCUGGUCAUCCCACUCAUUCAGACGCACUUCUACGUCACGGAGACGAGCACUGGCAGACAACGGGCACACUUCUAUCGGAAGAACGUGUGGCAACUCAUCCACACACACGGGCUACGAGCCAUGAACAACAUGCUCCAGCCAAUUGCAGCG
Sphaeroforma arctica JP610 is the source of this 795-nucleotide messenger RNA. RefSeq lists its product as hypothetical. The record is from RefSeq and is a predicted model, not a curated record. Gene Ontology annotation, cellular component: telomerase catalytic core complex. The transcript is spliced from 6 exons. The annotation marks the transcript as partial. NCBI's taxonomy places the organism in Eukaryota, Ichthyosporea, Ichthyophonida. Gene Ontology annotation, biological process: telomere maintenance via telomerase. Gene Ontology annotation, molecular function: telomerase RNA binding; telomeric repeat DNA binding.